Molecule: messenger RNA, 642 nt
Organism: Lachancea lanzarotensis
Lineage: Eukaryota; Fungi; Ascomycota; Saccharomycetes; Saccharomycetales; Saccharomycetaceae
Gene: PET18
Product: LALA0S05e00980g1_1
Exons: 1
Coding region: 1-642 (213 amino acids)
Cellular component (GO): cytosol
Source: RefSeq, a predicted model, not a curated record
AUGUCUGUUUCGCAAAAACUUGUUGACAAUCACCGUGAGUUGUUCGAAAAAGCGGCUCAUCAUAGACUCACUGAAGAGCUAUGCGCGGGCACACUUCCAGACAAGACGCUGUUCAUUUACCUGGCUCAGGAUUUGAUGUUUUUCCAAAGUGGAAUGCGUCUUCUGACCAAAACUACCUCCGUAGCACCAGAAAGUGACAGUUUGAUUACACUUGCGAAAAAAAUUGGGUUCUUCGCCAAUGAUGAAAACAGUUACUUCUACGAUUGCCUUGCGGAGCUGGGUCCCUGCCUGAAUCCCUCGCAAUGCGAGCAUUCUCGUAAAACCAUGUUGCCUGAAGUCAAAGCGUACAUUGAUCUACUGGAAAAGUUCGCCAAAGAAGAAACGUCUUAUGCAAAGCUUAUUACGUUUGUCUAUUGCAUGGAAUUGGUUUACUUAGAAUGGCCCAAGCAUUUUCCUAUUGCACAAAACCUUCACUGGAAAUAUCAAACGUGGAUCGAUUUGCACGCGGGCGAUCACUUUGAAAGCUGGUGUGACUUUCUAAAAGCGGAGGUCGACAAAUGCUCUUACGAUGAAGUUUCUCAAACUUUCGAGCUUGUUUUAAGAAAUGAGCAUGAGUUUUUCGAAGCUUGCUAUCAGCAGUGA